AUGUCUGCAUCUGUGAGAAAAAGACAAAAAGUAUCUUCCGCCUGUGAGCGCUGCCGUAAGCGUAAGCUCGGAUGCGAUGCCGAGAGACCUUGUGUUCAGUGCGUCCGCGCUGGUACCCAGUGUAUCCCUCGCGAGUCGACAUCUGGAGACAUCGGGGCAUCUGCACUUGGCCAGACAAAUACGAGGAAUAGGCAGGCUCAGACUCCGGGGUCUCCCAUACUCCCAGAGUCUAGCAUCGUUGACCUAAGUGCUCUUAUGAUACAUGGGAGCGGUUCAAGCCAGGAUUUACGACACGAUACCUCCUCACUGCCUGGCGGAACGAAGCUCCUGGAAGCCAACACCACGCUCCCUGCCAAGCAUUGGCGUAACGUAAUAGGUGUAGAACUCCCUGCGGACGAUGUUCUUGAGCGUUUAGUCGACAGUUUCUUCUCUUCGGUCAACUGGUUCAUGAUGGUCUUCCACGAAGAUACCUUUCGCAGCCGGUAUGCAGAAAUGCUGCAGCAAACACAAAUCAAGUACCAGGACACGACAUUCUUCUGGACAUGGCUUCUAGUCUUGGCGCUGGGCGCACAUUACGCUGCACUUAGGGAUCCGGACGAUCAGAUGAGUCCUCAGUACCGACAGCUUUCUCGUGAUCUCACUUCUGUUAUUGAGACGCGGUUCCUGCAAAUUAUUGGAUGCCAGACCGUAGAGACAGUCCAAAUAUGUAUCUUGCUUGGCAGUUUCAUAUUUUAUACGCGGCCUACAACAGGACUGGGUAUCUGUGGCAUGGGGGUCAAAAUCGCUCAGGUCAUUGGACUGCAUCGUGAGAGCUUCUGGAAAGAGACGUCUCUGCUAGCACGAGAAGUCAAGCGGCGCACUUGGUGGACGUUGGAAGUCUUUGACAAAUAUGCUGCUGUUGCAUUCGGGCGCCCCUGUAUCAUUGACGACUCUGACUGCCAAGUCGAGAUGAUCUCUGAUAUUGACAUGGAUGGCCAUAGGCAUAUCCCGGCUAGACCGCUCGUUCUCUACCACCAACAUAAGUUCCGUCUAUACAGAAUCAUGGGUGCGUUCUUGGGUCGUAAGAGACAGCGAAACACCUUUGAGUCACUUGAAACAAUACACCAGCGAAUGACACGGUGGCGCCAAGAACUCCCCGAUGUUCUAACUCUCAAAGGUCAAGAGCAGUCCAUGGAUCCGAUCGUAGUAAGACCAACUGAGAUUCAUGCACUCAGUCUCCAGCUUACCUAUGACAACCUUCAAAUCAUCUUACAUCGCACAGCAGUUUUCAACAACACCAACGAGCUAUCAUUUUUCUCGCCCAAGAACAGCGCCUCUCUUCAACCAAUCUUCACCUCGGCCAUGGAUACGUCUGAACUUUCUCGAUAUCCCCGGAUCCUAGACGCCUGCAGAAGAACCCAUGCAGACGUCCAUGUUGGCAUGACCAUGUUCACGGCCGGUGUCGUUCUCUGCGCUAUUUGUCUCUCGCAGCCUCUCACAGAAAUGGGAUCACGAGCAAAGAUGGGAGUUAUGCACAUCACGCGCAUGUGUAGGGAGACUGAACCUGGUCUUUAUAGCGGCCAGCUCAUCUCGAAGCAGAGUCUAGGCAUCAUUGAUAGCUUAGUUGAAGUUAUGCUGCGCCAAGAGACGGAUAUGAUAACGGGAAAGACGAGUUAUCCAGGCUUGCAUGCUUCUCAAAUGAGGCACGACUCAACAUCAUCCAUGCUAGGUUCAUCAUCGGUAGGCAGAAUGAUAGCGUCCAGACCAAACACGACCGCAACUAGUCCAAUGGAGUCUAGAAACGAGCGAGUCUUGGACCCCAUUCAAGAAGUUUUUAGGCAGCAUAUUUCCACACCAUUGAAUGUGGGUGACAUGGAGCUACAAGGUACGGUCACUGGAAAUCACGAGGACGAGGUAGAUCAAGGGACUAUGGGCACGUUUAAUUGGGACGGCGAUAUGUCUUCCCUGGUAGAUUCGGGGCUCGUCGAUGCUAGUCAACUCUGGUUGUGGGCAGAUACCCUGGACUUUGACUCAUUCAACGAUCCGGCUGUAGAUCCAACGGAAUAA
Molecule: messenger RNA, 2046 nt
Organism: Fusarium proliferatum ET1
Lineage: Eukaryota; Fungi; Ascomycota; Sordariomycetes; Hypocreales; Nectriaceae
Exons: 5
Coding region: 1-2046 (681 amino acids)
Biological process (GO): regulation of DNA-templated transcription; DNA-templated transcription
Cellular component (GO): nucleus
Molecular function (GO): DNA binding; zinc ion binding; DNA-binding transcription factor activity, RNA polymerase II-specific
Source: RefSeq, a predicted model, not a curated record